CUCUAGCUGUACUAUUGCCAUACUCUAGCCGUACCCUAGCCGUACUCUAGCCGUACUCUAGCCGCUCCUAACACUUACCAGUAGCUGUGCUAUAACUUUCUUUCUUCCCCUUGCAACGGUCCGUACGGUGCGGGAAGUUUAGCGGAUACGCAUCACUGGCAUGAGCGUACAUCCUCUAGCAACUGCCACUGCGGAUCAGGCGUCUGUCGGUACUAAAGAGCACAUGCUGUACUCCCCCUCUACUGCACCGCCGCCCGCCUCCUCCAGCAAGGUACGCGUAUCAGAGUCCCUUCUGAUUUUCGUCGUUCGUUCCUCUGUCCACGUUUAAAAUGUUUCGGUUCCCGCCGAUAACGACAGACGAGACAGACACAAGACUCACCUCGCCGACUCUUUCCCGAUAUAGCAGAUAUAUAGCUACUGUAAAAAAGAGAGGUGCACAGGCACUAUAUUAGAGUAUUUCUUAAACAUUCGAGCUGCAUGCUGAGAUCAUGUAAAACUAGUCGCGCCUUAAAUAAGUCAAAGUCUUUGUCAAACCCGUUGAGAAGAUGGCGGCUCUGGCCUUUUUUGCGUCGGUUACCAGGGCGACUACUUGGCAUCAACACAACCCAACUUUAUUCACUGAUAACCACCUCCGCGACCGCUCCCAUGGAGUCAGCGUAAGCUACCAGCACCAGUGACACGCGCAAAUCCACAGCAAAAGGGCGAAAGACAUUUGUAUUCCCGAUAGGCCGGCACUCGGAGGAUGGCGCAACCCCUCUCCGCGAAGUCCAACACCGCAAUGAACACGUCGACAUCACCGCUCAAACAGCACAUGUCAACAAAUAUGUACCAAGACCCUGAGGCGGACCUGUCCGAAGGGCCACCCAGCUCGCCCUUCAUGACAAACGGCAACCAGUCCGAAAACAUCCCACCCGCGAAGCAGGAGGCCUCAUCGCCGUCGCCGACGCCCGCGAAUCGCAAUAGCGUGGUGUCUCCCCUGAAGAUGCUCAAGAUCCGCUCGAUCCAGUCAGACGCAAGCACACCAUCCCAAAGGAGUCCGCGCAAGAUCUCCUCGCCAGACCGCCGCUUCCCCGUCAAGAUCGCGCUCUCGCCCACACAAGAAACGAAACCCCAACCCCAGCCUCAACCUGCGCCUAGGCAAAUCCAGGAGACGACCCUGACCAUCAACGACGUGCUGCGCGACAACGAGGGCCUCACGAAAGCGAUCCAGAUACUCGAGGACGAAGACAGCGGCGACGGCACGGGCGACGACUACGCCGAUGCCGAAUCCGGCUUCGAUGAUACGGUCCUGACGCGCAAUGGCGGCGACGACGAGGGAUUUGCGGACGAAACUGCAUUCAGCGCCUUCUCCGCCGUCCCCGACAUGACGACGUACGCACAAAUCGGGCACACGCCCACCAAAUCGCUCUCCUCGCGCGCGCCCCCCAACCUGGCCUCCUACACGCCCGCAACGCUCCGUCGACCAAUGCUCCAGGAGGAAUCCUCGCCGACGCCGCGCCGCGAGCAGCACGACACUACGAAUAUCAUCGAUUUCACCGAGCAGUUCAACAACUUCAGCAGCGCGCGCCACAGCUACGAGUCCCCUUUGAGGAAUCAAACCUCCUACACAAGCAGCAGCGCGCGCACACCCUCCCCCAGCAAACACCGCAGCUUCCAAGUCCCCUCCUCAACACGCAUGUCGAACCUCCUCGACUUCGACAUCCCCCCCGCCCCGACCCCGCGGAGCAUGCCCUCCGUCACCCCCCGCGAGGUAGAAGGUCUGAAAUCCGCCCUGCUCUCCGAGAUAAGCAGUCUGAAAGCCUCGCUAAGCGGGAAGGAAGCCGAAGUCGUCUUUCUGAAAUCGGCGAUCGGCGACGCGGAGAAGCGCGCAGGCGACGGGAUGGAGAUGCUCCGCGACGAGCGCGCGGCGCGCGAGCAGCUGGAGGCGGAGAAGGAGGCGUGGGAGAAGAGGGGACGGGAGAUGGAGGGCGUGCUGCGCAAUGUGAAGGAGGAGAUUGUGCAUGCGGAGCGGGAGCGCGAGGAUCUGGAGGGGCGGCUGGAUGAGAGUGAGAAGCGGCGUGAGGCGGCGGAGGGAAUGGCGCAGGAGGCGGAGUCGAAGAUGGCUGGUAUGCGCGCUGUGGCUGCGCAGAGCGCGGCGGGGCCGGGGUCGCCGGGGGAGGGGGCGGCGAGGAGGGCGGCGGGGGCGAGCGCGGCGCAUGAGGUGGAAUUUGCGGUCGAGAAGGUGGCGAGGGAGUUGCAUGCGCUGUAUAAGAGUAAGCAUGAGACCAAGGUGGCGGCGCUGAAGAAGAGUUAUGAGGGACGAUGGGAUAGGAGGGUUAAGGAGCUCGAAGCUAAGGUUGAGGACCUUGGCCACGAGAAUGAUCAUCUUAGACUUGGGCGCGACGCUACGAUGAGCGGUGUCGUGCCGCGCAUGCCUGUGAACGACGUCACGGAGGAGCUGCGCGCGCAGGCGGCGAUGGAUGCGCAGAUUGCGAAGGAGCUGGAGGCGCGGCUUGAGGGGUUGGCGCAGGAGGUGCAGAGUUUCAAGGCUGAUAACGCGGGGUUGCGCGAGGAGCUGCAGCAGGAGAGGAUUGAGAAGGGGGAGCUGGUCGCGGCGUGUGAUGAGCUGCUUGCGUUGCAGGAAGCGAGUGCGUCGGUGAGGGGGCCGGCGGUGAACAGUGGGGUGGAGAAUUUGCGGGGGAGUAUUUCAAGGGCGUCGGGGCUGAGGGCGCCGAAUUAUAGUGCGGGGGCGGCGGGGGAGGGGAAGAUUAGACCCCCCGGCGGUGGUGCUGGGGCGGGGGAUAGGGCGAGGAGUGGGAGUGGGCAGGCGAGGCCGGGGAGUGGGUUGGGGGGGAGGAGUGGGAUUAUGGGGUCGAUUGAACGGAUGGGGAGUUAUAAGGGACGGGAUUAA
Molecule: messenger RNA, 2890 nt
Organism: Pseudogymnoascus destructans
Lineage: Eukaryota; Fungi; Ascomycota; Leotiomycetes; Thelebolales; Thelebolaceae
Exons: 1
Coding region: 743-2890 (715 amino acids)
Biological process (GO): mitotic spindle organization; cell population proliferation
Cellular component (GO): cytoplasm
Source: RefSeq, a predicted model, not a curated record